Molecule: messenger RNA, 1083 nt
Organism: Sungouiella intermedia
Lineage: Eukaryota; Fungi; Ascomycota; Pichiomycetes; Serinales; Metschnikowiaceae
Source: the annotation of a GenBank genome assembly
AUGUCACUCUGGGUAGAUAAAUACAGACCAAAAAAACUCGAGAAUCUCUCGUAUCAUGAAGGAAUUACGAAGUCAUUGGGUGCCUUGGCCAGCACUGGAGACUUUCCCCACUUGCUAGUGUAUGGACCCAGUGGAGCAGGUAAAAAGACACGGAUCUACUCGACAUUGAACGAGUUGUUUGGUGCCCAAGUGGAGAAAUUGAAGAUUGAUGUGAAGACCUUCACCACGUCAUCCAAUAGAAAACUUGAGUUCAACGUUUUGAGCUCGCCGUACCAUUUGGAGAUUACUCCAUCGGAUAUGGGUAAUAAUGACCGUGUGGUGAUCCAGGAUUUGUUGAAGGACGUCGCUUCUACAGAGCAGGUGGACUUUUCCAACCAGGCAAAGCUGGCUACAAAGCACAGAUUCAAGGUUGUGGUGAUCAACGAGGCAGACUCGCUCACAAGAGAUGCUCAGGCUGCCUUGAGAAGAACCAUGGAAAAGUACCUGUCCAAUAUCCGGUUGAUCAUGGUGUGCAACACCAUAGCCAAUAUUAUUGCUCCCAUCAAGUCAAGAACACUUUUGGUUAGGAUUCCAGCUCCCACAGAUGGCGAAAUUGCCAGCAUAUUGCUGAACAUCGCAGCCAAGGAAAAUCUCAAGUUCUCGUCCAUCAGUGAAGAUGCCCAGGAGCAAUAUUUCCGUACUAUAGCUCAGGCCAGCGACCGCAACUUACGCCGGGCGUUGUUGAGCUUCGAGACGAUUAGCAUGCAAAAUGAAACCAUUCCAGUAGACAAACCAGAGACAACCAUCAUCAAUUUGGACUGGGAGGUGAUUAUCCGAAACAUCGCCCGGUCAAUGUCCAGAGAGAAGACGGUGGCCAACUUAGCCAAGUUAAGAGAGACCUUCUAUGAGUUGUUAUCGCACUGUAUACCAGCCCGACUCAUAUUGAAGACUUUGGCAUUGGAAUUGAUGAACGGAGUUGAUCCUACUCGGGCCAGGGCCCUUAUUGAAAUUGCGGCGGUGUUCGACGAGCGCUUGAGUCUUGGGCAAAAACUGAUUUUCCAUUUGGAAGGUUUUGCUGCUAAGGCCAUGGUGGCCAUGUCUUAG